CCUUUAGAAAAACUCUCAGAAAAUUUGCCUGAUUGGGAAGCUUUUCAGGUGCCGUUCUGAAGGCCCCCACUGAGCUUUUAUGAGGCCAAAUCUAUCUCCCUUCUUUCCCAUUCUCAAUCUCUCUCUCUCUCACGCCCACAUUUUCCCAUCUCCUUUGGUUUCAGUGCUCCUAUAAAUUGCAUGCCAAAACAAACCAUUUCCUUUCGUUCACUCCCAAAUCCCAAUCAACGACCCUCUUUCCCAUUUUUACAACCUCAAAACUCUGUGUUUCUCUUUGUGUGUGCGUGUGAAGAUGUUGGCAAUGGAAGAGCUACUGUGUGAACUAAGUAGUGAAGGGCUAAACGACCAAGGGUUGCCACCAGGGUUUAGAUUCCACCCUACAGAUGAAGAGCUUAUAACCUUUUAUUUGGCUUCAAAGGUGUUUAAUGGUAGUUUUUGUGGCGUAGAAAUUGCUGAGGUUGACCUUAACAGAUGUGAACCCUGGGAGCUUCCAGAUGUGGCAAAGAUGGGAGAAAGAGAAUGGUACUUUUUCAGCUUGAGAGACAGGAAGUACCCAACAGGGCUGAGAACAAAUCGGGCCACCGGAGCCGGCUACUGGAAGGCCACGGGCAAAGACAGAGAAGUAUACAGUGCUUCCACUGGUGCUUUACUUGGCAUGAAAAAGACCCUUGUUUUCUACAAAGGGAGAGCUCCUAGAGGUGAAAAAACCAAGUGGAUCAUGCACGAGUACCGCCUGGACGGUGACUUCUCCUACCGUCACACUUGUAAGGAUGAAUGGGUGAUUUGCAGGAUAUUUCACAAAAAAGGAGAGAAGAAAGAUGUGUUUCUCCAAGCAGAACAAGGCCACCACCUCUGGGAAGUCUAUUCUCCAGCCAAUUCAGGUUCAUUGCCUCCAUUGCUUGAUGCAUCAGCAUCGUUAUUUGAUCAAUGUCAAUCAAAGAACAAAGUAAUUGAUGCCCUCCCAAACGCUUUUCUGAUUCCUAAACACCAAGAAAAUGACCUCAAAAGCCUACCAAACCCUCUUGUUUCCCAAUCCCAUGUCCUGUCAAUAAACGGCUUGCAGCCCUCCUUUUCACCCACUCCCAUCUCCAUCAACAGCACAGCCACAUCAACCAAUAAAAACACGAACACGGACAACAACAACCAGUCACCAUCGAUGCUCUUCAAGUCCAUCCUCUCAUAUCAAGAUGGCACAUUGAAGACUGAAGCAAGCUUUUCCCAUGAUGCUACCUUCGGUGGUGUGGAUAAGAUCACUCACCCACAUCCAUACCUAAACAAUCCCUUGUGUUUUGAGAUGGAUUGUAGUAGCAAUGUUCUGGGGUUCUCAGGAUCUGCUUCUGCUGCAGAUACCAUAAUCCAUGACACGUCCACUUCAAUUGGUUUUAGCAGAGCCGGCUUGCAGAUGAUGUUAGAUACUCCCAUCAGACUGCCUGGAGAAUCUUGGCCAUUGGAUCCUUAACGGGAUUUUCAAGGCCCCAAAAAACAUUAAUUAUUGCUGUAAUAAUGAUAGUAUAAUAUAAGGGUUACCAUCUAUACAACAUUGUAGUAUGUUGUAAAGCUCCUCUAAGAUGUAGCCUCACCAUUGCAAUUCGCAAAUUUAUCCAUGCACGUAUCUAUGUAAAGAUUGAGGAGUACUUGUAAUAAUUAUUGUCCAAGGAUUGCUGUGUUUUCGAGAUUU
Molecule: messenger RNA, 1678 nt
Organism: Populus nigra (black poplar)
Lineage: Eukaryota; Viridiplantae; Streptophyta; Magnoliopsida; Malpighiales; Salicaceae
Product: protein CUP-SHAPED COTYLEDON 3
Exons: 3
Coding region: 293-1459 (388 amino acids)
Biological process (GO): regulation of DNA-templated transcription
Molecular function (GO): DNA binding
Source: RefSeq, a predicted model, not a curated record